AUGGCGCACACAGCAGAAAAACUAUUGCAAAUGGCCGCCCAAAAGGGCGAGCCCAGGGUCGUCGGGAGGUAUCGUGAAGCGGACGGAGUGGUGCCUGGAUGGCACAAAUGGGCCGCCCAACAUUCCCAAAAGGAGGACGAAAUUGUGAUUUGUAGAGGGCGCAACGAAUGGAGGCAAGCUGCCUGCGACGACGACGACAACGACAAACACCUGUCGGUGGUGUCUUGGAAUAUCCUUUCCAACACGUGGUGGGAACAGGGAAAGAAAGACGGCGAGUACGAUCACACACAUCCGGAACACGGCGAUUGGUCGUUCCGAUUCCAAAGGCUGCUGCAAUGGAUGGAGCAAUUGGACCCGGAUGUUCUGGCGGUUCAAGAAUUAGACUAUGUCAAAUUUGAGACCGACAUGUUGCCGGAAUUGCAACGAAGAGGGUACGAAGGGAUGAUGCAACAACCCAAGAAAAAGGCGGCAGAUCAACCGUGUGGAAAUGCCACGUUUUGGAAGAGCACCAUAUUCCAACUGGUGCAGCAAGCUUCCUUUUCUCGCACUUUAUGUACCGUCCUGGAUAUGACGGAAGAUAAGGUGGGACAAGUAUGCAUUGUCAAUGUGCACUUGGAAUCUUCUCAGAGCGACGUUGGCUUUGACCGACGUGCCAGGCAAAUGAACUCGGCGCUGGCAUACGCCGCAUCGGAAGCACCCGGUGCCGCUCUCUUGGUCUGCGGCGAUUGCAAUACAGGAGCAGACGCCGAGCUCUUUCGGGUGUUGCGGGAACACGAGUGGCAUGGUCACAACUUUAGUUCGGUCUACGAGCACCCCAGCACGCACAAGACACUCCCCGUCUCGGUGGCCACCUUUAUCUGCCCCGGGGCGCACUAUGUGAUUGAUCACAUGCUGUAUGCGCAAGAUUGUCUUCGUCUCCGGUGUGCGUUGGAUGCCUUUUCUCCAGAAGAAAUGGACGAACACGUGCAUGCCAAAGGGGACGACUGUGGGUUUCCAUCUGCGUUUUGUCCGUCGGACCACGUCCCAAUCGGGGCCAUUUUUGAGAUUUUGCCACAACAACACAAGAAGUCAAAAGCGGUGGCCGCUUUGUCUCCCGAGCGCGAGGAAGAACUGGGUCGACAGUGGGACGCCUUGUGCUCAGAGCGUCCCCCGCACACAAAGGGAAAGCCCAGCCCGGAAGAACUGGCUGCCAGGAAAAAGUUUGCCGCACUUGUCAAGGCAUGGAAAGAAACACUGAAAGACAAUCCCUUGGAGACGGAGUUCGUAGCCAAACUGACAAAGAAAAAGGGUAAAAAGUAGUGCAAGUUUUGAACGCUUUCUUCUAUCUAGCUAGUCUGUGCUGUGCUGCUCGUAGACAACGCGGACAACCCCGUCAAGUGUGCCUUCGGUGUGCCUGUGAAAGAAGCAGCAGCCACCAGCAAGAAGAACUCCCACAAUCCACGCAAUCUUUGCUCCUUUUGCAUCUCCGAUCAGCCGCAGUCUCUGUUAAUAGAGGCAUUCCCACAUGCAUCCUGGAACCAAACACAAACAACCUCCACUGCCAGGGGCAGUCUUUGCCGGAAUGGAGUCUUCAACCUGCAACGGACCCGCACGAGUCCUCGUCGAGACAUGCUUUUCCGGCGGGUUAGGAAAAGAAGCAUCAGCAAAAAGAAGAAGCGGUA
Messenger RNA from Seminavis robusta, 1661 nucleotides. Lineage: Eukaryota; Bacillariophyta; Bacillariophyceae; Naviculales; Naviculaceae. The record is from the annotation of a GenBank genome assembly.